AUGCUGAUAUUUAGGAACACAUUGCACAACGCACCAGCUCCGAGAAAUAUUUCCGAGGUCAGAAGCUGGCUGGGUCUGGUGAACUACUAUGGGAGAUUUUUGCAGAAUCUCUCCUCUAAAUUGAACCCGUUACACAAUCUACUACAAAAGGACCAGGAUUUCCGAUGGAGUCAAGAAUGUGAGAAGGUGUUCAGGAGCAUCAAAUCUGAAAUAACUUCGGAUGUUGUUCUUUGUGCGUACAAUCCAAAAUUACCUCUAUCAUUGGCGACCGAUGCGAGUCCAUAUGGUUUAGGGGCUGUGCUAUCCCACACAUUCCCAGAUGGACAGGAACGACCAAUCGCUUACGCCUCGCGAUCUCUGUCAAACUCAGAAAAAAAUUAUAGCCAAAUUGACAAAGAGGCGACUUCAAUAUUCUGGGCGUUAAAAAGAUUUUUUCGUUAUUGCUAUGGCCGGAAGUUCACACUAAUCACCGAUCAUAAACCAUUAGUUGCUAUUUUUAGCCCUAGCAAAAGUUUACCAAGUAUGGUGGCUACUCGUAUGCUGCAUUAUGCACAGUUUCUGCAAGGCUUCACUUAUGAAAUUGUGUAUCGAGCGACGGGGGAUCACGGCAAUGCAGAUGCGCUUUCUCGUUUGCCCCUACAGUUGGAAGAACCUAAAGAUGAUGACAAUGUAACCUACUACCAAAUGAAGCAAAUAGACGUUGUUCCUGUUACCCAAAAACGAGUUGCUGAGGAGACAUCUAGAGAUCCAGCUCUAAAGGAGGUGUAUAACAACUUAGUGCUGGGAAAAAAAUUAGACACAGCUGGAUUCGAAGGUAAAGAUUAUCAAUUCUCACUAACAAAUGGUACAAUUCUCAGGAACAAUCGGGUGGUGAUUCCUCAGAUACUGAGGGAACUUAUACUGGCAGAAUUACAUACUGCUCACGUGGGGAUUGUUAAGAUGAAAGCAUUGGCACGAAGCUAUGUGUGGUGGCCACACAUUGACACUGACAUCGAGGACUUAGCCCAGAAAUGCAUGGCCUGCAGAAGCGUUCAAAAAUCUUCGAAAAGGAUUCAACAUCCAUGGGAAUAUCCAUCAACCCCAUGGCAAAGGGUACACGUUGAUUUUGCGGGACCGUUUUUUGAAAAAUAUUUUUUGAUUGUGGUCGAUGCACAUUCUAAGUGGCCAGAAAUUUUUCAAAUGAAUAGCAUGAAAGCAGCAAGGACAAUCGAAGUGUUACGUGACCUGUUUGCCCGAUAUGGUCUACCCGUGACAUUGGUCAGUGACAAUGGGCCUACUUUUACAUCGGGGGAGUUUAGGAGAUUCUUAAAAGAAAAUGGUAUCAAUCAUAAGUUCACUACUCCAUACCAUCCAGCCACUAAUGGUCAAGCUGAACGGAAGACACCAAACUCUACAACCGGAGUGGCACCCUGUACAUUAUUUCUCCAGCGAGAUAUACGCAUCAGAUUGGAUUUGAUCCGGCCAAACACCAUCGAUAACGUAAAGGAGAAACUAAACGGGCCAUAUCCAAGUGGUGUGCAAUAUUACCCGGGAGAUAAGGUUCAAGUAAGAGAGUAUUCUAGCAAGGACAAAAAGUGGGAGUUUGGGAAAAUAGUACGUCAAGACGGACUUUUCCAUUAUUUCAUUGAUGUUCACGGGAAGCUAUGGAGAAGGCAUGUGGACCAGAUUCAGAAAUGUAACGUGGAUGAAAAACAAGCACCGAAGGAUCCAGAGGUGCAGCUUUUAAACUCUGCUCCUAUGCUUAGCCCCACAUGCGGUGGUCCUACAACAAAUUCGCCGAUACAAACAUCUGGUGAUGAGUUUCAGUCACCUGUGGCGCAAUCACCUAAGCCCAAUGAAUCCUGGAGUGAAGAAGUAGUUCAACCAUCACCAUCAAUCUCGAAGGAAGCAGAUAAUUUUGACAAAGACACUGAAGUAGCACCCACGGUUCGAAGAAGCAGUCGCGUUAAGAAGCCUGUAGAGCGGUUGGGUUACUAA
This is a messenger RNA of Eupeodes corollae, 1977 nucleotides long. RefSeq lists its product as uncharacterized. Gene Ontology annotation, biological process: DNA integration. The record is from RefSeq and is a predicted model, not a curated record. Gene Ontology annotation, molecular function: nucleic acid binding. Lineage: Eukaryota; Metazoa; Arthropoda; Insecta; Diptera; Syrphidae. The transcript has 2 exons. The coding region runs from base 1 to 1977 and encodes 658 amino acids.